AUGGGGCAAGAUCUAGCCGAGAAGACCGGGGCGGCGGUCGGGCCACAGCAGCAGCAGCAGCCGCAUCAGGCCCCGAGCCGGAACGUGGCCGACUACGACGACGCAGUGGACAGCCUCUUGCUACGCUACCUGUCGCUGCUCGACGAGUACACGCGGCUGCGCGCCGCGCUCGGCGCCCUGCAGAGCACCGUGUUCCAGAGCCUGGCGCGCGCCAACUUCACCGCUGAGCGCGGCGUCCGCCGCUACGGCCAGGACUACUACGACGAGCGCAUGCAGGCCACGCGGCGGCUCAGGGUCACCACUCCUGGUGCCGGUGCUGGCGGCAGUCCCGUGUUCGAGGUCGUGGUGCACAGUCCCGAGGAGGACGACAAGGACGAGGGUGAGGCGGCCGAGGUGGAGGUGGAGCCGGCCAACGGCGUCGACGAGCAGCAAGCCAAUGAGGAGAAACCUAAUGAACAGCAACAGCAACCAGCCCAGAACAAUAACAAGACGAAAAAGAAAAAGCCCAAGCCGCACGACCCGCUGCGCUGGUUCGGCGUGCUGACGCCAAUGGCUCUGCGCGCAGCGCAGGGGCAGGCGGUCGAGGCUGUCCAUGACCUCGUCCCGCGGCUGGCGACGGUCAGCGCCGAGAUGGCCGGCGUCGAGGUCGAGGUGCGGCGGACGCGCAAGAAGCGGGCCAAGGCCGUUGCCGCGGAGGAGAAACGGCAGCAGGAGGAAGAGGAAAAUAAACUCGAGAAGCGAGUGGACGGCCGAGACAAGCCCGGCCGAGCAGAGGUUCUGGCCGAGUGA
Lasiosphaeria miniovina is the source of this 789-nucleotide messenger RNA. RefSeq lists its product as uncharacterized. The record is from RefSeq and is a predicted model, not a curated record. The transcript has a single exon. Gene Ontology annotation, biological process: vacuolar proton-transporting V-type ATPase complex assembly. Lineage: Eukaryota; Fungi; Ascomycota; Sordariomycetes; Sordariales; Lasiosphaeriaceae. The coding region runs from base 1 to 789 and encodes 262 amino acids. Gene Ontology annotation, cellular component: Vma12-Vma22 assembly complex.